This is a messenger RNA of Haliotis rubra (blacklip abalone), 801 nucleotides long. Its product is annotated as excitatory amino acid transporter 3-like. Gene Ontology annotation, molecular function: neutral L-amino acid transmembrane transporter activity; L-glutamate transmembrane transporter activity; glutamate:sodium symporter activity. Gene Ontology annotation, biological process: L-glutamate transmembrane transport. The coding region runs from base 1 to 801 and encodes 266 amino acids. NCBI's taxonomy places the organism in Eukaryota, Metazoa, Mollusca, Gastropoda, Lepetellida, Haliotidae. The record is from RefSeq and is a predicted model, not a curated record. The transcript is spliced from 5 exons. Gene Ontology annotation, cellular component: plasma membrane.
AUGAAGUUUCUUCAGUUUCUCCGACGCAACAUCCUUCUCAUUUCUACAAUUCUCGCCGUUGUACUGGGAUUUGUUGCUGGGAUUAUGUUCCGGUCUCUCAAGCCGUCAUCUGACGCUAUUCAGUUGGUGCAGUUCCCUGGAGAGCUUUUCCUUCGUAUGCUGAAGAUGCUGAUGCUGCCUCUGAUAGUCGCCAGUAUUAUUACAGGCGUCAUUACCUACUGCAUUGUGUUUGGUGUUAUUCUAAACCAACUUGGUCAUCGUGGAGGAGUGGUGGAACAAUUCUUCACCGUCAUCAACCUCGUUACCUUCAAAAUGAUUACACUUGUCAUGUGGUAUUCGCCACUUGGCAUCCUGUUUCUCAUCACUGCCCAGAUAAUGUCCACAACUGACCUGAGGGAGACUGGACAAACACUGGCUAUCUACAUUGCAACUGAAAUGGCUGGAUUGGCAAUCCAUUCAUUGGUGGUCCUUCCCGGCUUGUAUUUCAUUCUGACCCGAAAGAACCCAUAUGCAAUAUACCGCAAGGCAACACAAGUUGUAAUAACCGCAUUGGCAACAAGCUCCAGUGCUGCCACGCUGCCGGUGACGAUGCAAUGUGUGGAGCAGCGGAUGAAGAUGGACACACGGAUUUCCCGUUUCAUCCUCCCAGUGGGUGCCACAGUCAACAUGGACGGCACAGCUGUCUAUGCUGCCAUUGCUCCGAUGUUCAUUGCUCAGUACAAUGGAAUCAGUCUGACUUUUGGAGAUGUAAUAAUCAUAAGGGGCAGAACGUUCUUCACAGACGUAAACCUAGAGAACUAG